Messenger RNA from Eptesicus fuscus (big brown bat), 13533 nucleotides. It is a transcript of the gene DNAH11, whose product is annotated as dynein axonemal heavy chain 11. NCBI's taxonomy places the organism in Eukaryota, Metazoa, Chordata, Mammalia, Chiroptera, Vespertilionidae. The coding region runs from base 1 to 13533 and encodes 4510 amino acids. The transcript has 82 exons. Gene Ontology annotation, biological process: microtubule-based movement. Gene Ontology annotation, molecular function: ATP binding; dynein light intermediate chain binding; dynein intermediate chain binding. Gene Ontology annotation, cellular component: dynein complex. The record is from RefSeq and is a predicted model, not a curated record.
AUGGCAGCCCCGGUGGUAGCUCGGGAGGCGCGAGGCGAGCGAGAAGCCCCGACCCUUCGCCUAACCCCGGGCUCCGGCCUGGAGGCGGCGGGCGUGCUGGAGGUGGAGGAGGAGGAGGAAGAGGAGGAGGAGGCGGCGGCGGCCAGGAGAGCUCGGAGUUUCGCCCAAGACGCGCGGGUGCGCUUCCUCGGCGGCCGCCUGGAGCAGAUGCUGGGGCUCCCGGCGGAGAAGUGGAGCCAGCACCUGGAGAGCGAGGACCGCCGGCGGGUCCUGGCGGAGUUUCUGGAGAGCCCCAGCCCCGCCUGCCUGGUGUUCGGCGUCGCCGCCGCGGGGCGGCUCGCGGCCUCCCGGGAGAUUCCAAGAGAUGCAAAACAUAAACUCAUUUAUGUUGCCAAGAAGAUUGCGGAAAGCACUGGAGUAAACGAUUUCUUUCCAACGGUUUUGUUUGGAGAGAUACCGGCCUCAUCCCUGGGACACGUAACUGCUUUCCUAGAUGAGAUUUUAGUGCCAAUUCUUUCGAAUAGGAACAACCAUAAAUCCUGGUCCUGUUUUAUUUCACAAGACACGGAACGUCACGUAGAAGUCAUGAAACAUAAAAUGCAUAUUUUAAGGGGUAAAAUGUUGGGAAGAACUCUUCUGCCAAUUCCGACUAUUGCGGGAAAAUUUGACUUGGAUCCGAAACCUCCAGGGACCCAUUUGGAGCCAGAUGAAAGGACAGUGCUCCAUGCCAUUGAAUCAGUGGUCAUUAAAUGGUCACAUCAAAUCCAAGAAAUUAUAGAGAAAGAUUCAGGGCAGCCCCUGCUGAAUGGCCUUCACUCAAAUCCUCAAACGGAACUGGAUUUCUGGACGAUGAGGAAAGAGAAUCUAUUAUGCAUUUAUGACCAACUUCAGGCUCCUACUGUCCUCAAAAUGGUGAAGAUCCUGAAAACGAAACGAAGUAGCUAUUUCCCAGCUCUGAAGGACAUUUUCACGGCUGUGAAAAAGGCUCUCCUCGAAGCCCAAGACGUGGCGCUCUACCUGAGACCGCUGAGGAGACACAUCCAGUGUCUCCAGGAGACGGAGUUCCCACAGACCCGGGGUCUGAUCGCCCCGUUAUUUCAUACCAUCUGCCUGAUCUGGAGUCAUUCUGAGUUUUACAACACCCCUGCUCGGGUCAUAGUUUUGUUGCAAGAGUUCUGUAAUCUCUUCAUCGAUCAGGCGACAGACUACCUUUCACCUGAAGACCUGUUGAAAGGAGAAGUGGAAGACUCCCUGGAAAAGGUGCAGGUGGCCAUUAACAUCUUAAAGACUUUCAAAAGUUCUUUUUUCAACUACAGAGAAGGACUGGGAAACUAUUUCAUGGGAAACAAGGAGGUGAAACCAUGGGAUUUCCAGUCUCAGCUGGUGUUUUGUAGAUUUGACAAAUUUCUUGACCGUUGCAUGAAAAUGGAGGAUAUAUUUGUCACCGUAUUGGAAUUUGAAAAGCUGGAGAGACUUGAAUUUGGUGGUACCAAGGGAGCCAUUCUGAAUGGACAAAUCCGUGAGAUGAGUGAAGAAUUUAUGGAACUCUGUAAAAUUUUUAAACAGAGCACUUACGACCCAUCCGAUUUCAAUAACAUGGAAUUUGAAAGUGAUUAUGUUGUGUUUAAAUCCAAAACUUUGGAUUUUGACAGAAGGCUUGGGACAAUUCUUUGCGAAGGUUUCUUUAACUGCAAUGGUUUGGAGGCCGCAUUUAAGCUUUUGACCAUAUUUGGGAAUUUUCUAGAGAAACCAGUUGUCAUGGAAAUUUUCCGCCCACAUUACAGCUCACUGGUGCACAUGUUUAAUGCAGAGUUGGAUAUGUGUAAGCAACUGUAUAAUGAACAUAUGAAACAGAUUGAAUGUGGAAAUGUAGUUCUUAACAAGAACAUGCCAUUUACCUCAGGAAAUAUCAAGUGGGCUAAAGAGGUCCUGGACCGACUCCAGACGUUUUGGUCAAACUUCGCAUCUCUCCAGUAUCUAUUCUUAGAAAGUCCUGAUGAUGCCUCAGUUCAUCAGAAGUAUGUUGAAAUGACAGCUCUGCUAGACCAAUUUGAAAAUCGUAUCUAUGAUGAAUGGAAAAAUAACGUGGGUGAAAUCUGUGAAUUCAAUUUGAACCAACCCUUGAUUAAAUUCAGUGCCAUAAAUGGUCUUCUCAGUGUCAACUUUGACCCAAAGCUGGUGGCUGUGCUGAGGGAAGUGAAAUACCUCUUGAUGCUGAGGAAGUCAGACAUUCCAGAUUCAGCCUUAGCCAUCUUCGAAAAAAGAAACACUAUUUUAAAGUACAUUGGCAACCUUGAGCUUCUGGUGCAAGCGUAUAACAAGCUGAAACAGACUCUCCUGGAAGUUGAAUACCCCCUGAUUGAAGACGAGCUGAGGGCGGUGGACGAGCAGCUGCAAGCAGCCGCGGCAUCGCUGACGUGGCGGGAUGACUGCUGGGGGUACAUCGAGAGGGUGAGAGAGGCCACCUCCGAGCUGGAGCGCAGAGUGGAGCGCAUGCAGAGCAACGUGAGAGCCAUCCAGCAAACCAUGAGGGCGUGGGCCGAGUGCACGCUCCUCCCUAGGAGAGAGCACCGGAGGGAGGCCGCCUUCACGUUGGAGGACAAGGCGGAUUUGUUCUCCAAGAAGUACAAGCUCAUCCAAGAGGACGGCUGCAGGAUACACAGCUUGGUGGAGGAAAACAGGAAGCUCUUCAAGGCCAAUCCUUCUCUGGACACCUGGAAGAUUUAUGUGGAAUUCAUUGAUGACAUCGUGGUGGAAGGCUUUUUUCAAGCUAUAAUGCAUGACUUGGACUUCUUUCUGAUGAAUACGGAGAAGCAGUUGAAACCUGCACCAUUUUUUCAAGCACAAAUGAUCUUAAUGCCCCCGGAGAUUCUGUUUAAACCUUCCUUAGAAAGAGAGGCUGGGGAUGGCUUCUAUGAUCUGGUAGAAGGAAUGCUGUGUAAUAGCUUCAGGAUGUCUGCCCAGAUGAAGCGAGUAGCAGCACACCUGGAAAUAGCAAAUUACCAGAAUGACAUGGAUAACAUGUUAGGCCUGGCGGAGGUCAGGCAGGAGAUAAUGAACAGAGUGGCAGGCGUCAUCAGCAAAGUCUUGGACUUCAGAAAUUCCCUGGAUACGUACGCCUACCUCUGGGUGGAUGACCGGGCUGAGUUUAUGAAGCAUUUUCUCCUGUAUGGCCAGACUGCGUCAGCCGAGGAAAUGGAUGCUCAUGCAAAUGAAGAGAUCCCUGAACAACCACCAACCCUGGAACAAUUCAGGGAACAGAUCGACGUUUAUGAGGCUCUGUAUGUUCAGAUGAGCAAGUUCGAUGACUUCCGAGUGUUUGAUAGCUGGUUCAAGGUGGACAUGAAGCCUUUCAAAGUGAGCUUGCUGAACAUUAUUAAGAAAUGGAGCUGGAUGUUUCAGGAGCAUCUUUUGAGAUUUGUCAUCGACAGUUUGAAUGAGCUACAAGAAUUUAUAAAGGAGACAGAUGGCGGACUCCAGAGAGAAUUAAAUGAAGGCGAUCACGAUGGCCUCGUUGACAUCAUGGGGCAUCUUCUGGCUGUGAGAAGCCGCCAGAGAGCUACCGAUGAACUCUUUGAGCCGCUGAAAGAAACCAUUGCGCUCUUGGAAACCUAUGGCCAGAAGAUGCCCGAGCAAGUCUACAUUCAGCUCGAGGAAUUACCAGAAAGAUGGGAAACCACCAAAAAGAUUGCAGCAACGGUCCGGCACGAAGUUUCACCUCUCCAGAAUGCGGAAGUCACUCUUAUAAGGAAAAAAUGUAUUUUGUUUGAUGAGAAGCAGGCCGAGUUCAGGGAGAGAUUCAGACUCUAUGCUCCUUUCGGUUUUCAUGCGGAAAAUCCAUACACAGUGCUUGAUAAGGCAAACGAAGAGCUUGAGGCUUUAGAAGAAGAAAUGUUACAGAUGCAAGAAUCGACUCGUCUUUUUGAAGUGGUUCUCCCAGAGUACAGGCCCAUGAGGCAGUGUCGCAGAGAAAUACAGCUGCUCAAGGGACUCUGGGAUGUCAUUGUGAGCGUUCAAAGCAGCAUUGAUAAUUGGACCAAAACCCAGUGGAGGCAGAUUAAUGUGGAACAGAUGGAUGUAGAACUCAGACGGUUUGCCAAGGAAAUCUGGUCACUAGACAAGGAAGUCCGAGUCUGGGAUGCAUACACAGGCCUGGAAGGCCUGGUAAAGGACAUGGCAACCUCCCUGCGAGCCGUCAGGGACUUACAGAGCCCCGCCCUCCGAGACAGGCAUUGGCACCAGCUCAUGACAGCCAUUGGGGUCACAUUUUCAAUAAGCGAAGCCACAACUCUGGCAGACUUGUUAGCCCUGCGGUUACACCAAAUGGAAGAUGCUGUCCGGAGCAUCGUGGACAAAGCAGUGAAAGAACUGGGGACCGAAAAGGUUAUAACUGAAAUCAGUCUGACCUGGGCAACCAUGGAAUUCUCUUACGAAGUUCAUUACCGAACAGGCAUUCCGUUACUAAAGUGUGAUGAACAACUUUUUGAAACUCUAGAGCACAACCAGGUUCAGUUGCAGACUCUGCUUCAAAGCAAGUAUGUGGAAUACUUCAUUGAGCAAGUCUUAAGCUGGCAAAAUAAGCUAAACAUAGCGGACUCCGUCAUCUUUAUGUGGAUGGAGGUCCAGCGAACUUGGUCUCACCUGGAGAGCAUCUUUGUGUGUUCAGAAGACAUUCGAAUCCAGCUUGUGGAAGAUGCUAGGAGAUUCGAUGGAGUAGACGCUGAGUUUAAGGAGUUAACGUUCAAGACAGCUAAAAUAAAAAAUGUUUUAGAAGCAACAUGCAGACCUAAUCUCUUUGAAAAACUCAAAGAUUUACAGGACAGGCUUUCUCUUUGUGAAAAAGCUCUCGCCAAAUACCUGGAAACCAAGCGCGUGGCUUUUCCCCGCUUCUAUUUCAUCUCUUCUGCAGACUUACUUGACAUUCUUUCAAAGGGAGCUCAGCCUAAACAGGUGACACGUCACCUGGCCAAACUCUUCGACAGCGUGGCAGACCUGCAGUUUGAAGACGACCAGGAUGCUGGUGCCCACAGAGCCAUUGGCAUGUUCAGCAAAGAAAAGGAAUAUGUCCCAUUCCAAGCCAUGUGUGAAUGCAGAGGCCACGUGGAAAUGUGGCUUCUGCACCUUGAGCAGACCAUGCAGGACACAGUGCGACAUUCUAUCACGGAGGCCAUAGUGGCCUAUGAGGAGAAACCGAGGGAACUGUGGAUUUUCGACUUCCCGGCUCAAGUCGCGCUAACCAGCUCACAAAUCUGGUGGACCACGGAUGUGGGCAUAGCCUUCAGCAGACUGGAGGAAGGCUAUGAAACGGCCCUAAAGGAUUUCCACAAAAAACAGGUUUCUCAGUUGAAUGCACUGAUCGCACUUCUGCUGGGAGAGCUGCUCCCUGGAGACAGGCAGAAGGUCAUGACGAUUUGCACCAUAGACGUCCACGCCAGGGAUGUGGUGGCAAAGCUCAUUUCUCAGAAGGUUGUCAGUCCCCAAGCUUUUGCGUGGCUGUCUCAACUUCGUCACCAGUGGGAGGACUCCCGGAAACACUGUUUUGUUCAUAUUUGCGAUGCCCAGUUCCAGUACUUCUAUGAAUAUUUAGGAAACAGCCCUCGACUAGUGAUCACCCCUCUGACCGACAGGUGUUACAUUACUCUAACUCAGUCACUUCGCCUAACCAUGAGUGGGGCUCCAGCUGGCCCCGCGGGUACAGGGAAAACCGAAACCACCAAAGACCUUGGACGUGCCCUGGGCAUGAUGGUUUAUGUGUUCAACUGCUCAGAGCAGAUGGACUACAAAUCCAUAGGAAAUAUCUACAAGGGACUGGUGCAGACCGGAGCUUGGGGCUGCUUCGAUGAGUUCAACCGGAUUUCUGUGGAAGUUCUGUCCGUGGUGGCCGUACAAGUGAAAAUGAUCCACGAUGCCAUCAGACACAGGAGAAAGAGAUUUGUAUUUCUCGGGGAAGCUAUCACACUGAAGCCAUCAGUUGGAAUAUUUAUUACCAUGAACCCGGGAUAUGCUGGUCGAGCCGAAUUACCGGAAAAUCUCAAAGCUCUUUUCAGACCCUGUGCCAUGGUGGCCCCUGACAUUGAGCUGAUCUGUGAAAUCAUGUUAGUCGCUGAAGGUUUCGUGGAUGCACGCGCGUUAGCCCGCAAGUUCAUUACGUUGUACACGCUCUGCAGGGAGCUCCUCUCCAAGCAGGAUCAUUAUGAUUGGGGACUUCGUGCUGUUAAAUCUGUCUUGGUUGUCGCUGGCUCCCUGAAACGAGGAGAUAAAAAUAGACCCGAAGAUCAGGUCCUCAUGAGAGCAUUAAGGGACUUCAAUAUGCCUAAAAUAGUGACCGACGACAUCCCCGUGUUUUUGGGCCUGGUCGGCGACCUGUUUCCAGCCCUGGAUGUGCCCCGGAGGAGGGCGCCGCACUUGGAGCAGAUGGUCAGGCAGUCCACCCUGGAGCUCCGCCUGCAGCCCGAGGAGAGCUUCAUCCUCAAAGUGGUCCAGCUGGAGGAGCUGUUGGCCGUGCGGCACUCCGUCUUCGUGGUUGGGAACGCGGGCACCGGGAAGAGUCAGAUUUUGAGAACACUGUACCGAACAUAUGUUAACAUGAAACAGAAACCCAUUUGGAAUGACUUAAACCCUAAAGCUGUGACAACAGAUGAACUCUUUGGUUUCAUACAUCACACUACCCGAGAAUGGAAAGAUGGUCUCUUCUCGUCUAUUCUGCGAGAACAAGCAAAUCUUACGCAGGAUGGACCAAAAUGGAUAGUCCUGGAUGGAGAUAUUGAUCCCAUGUGGAUUGAAUCACUAAAUACUGUCAUGGAUGAUAACAAGGUGCUGACCUUGGCCAGCAAUGAGCGCGUAGCCCUCGCGCCCUCCAUGAGGCUGCUCUUUGAGAUCCAUCACUUAAGGACAGCGACCCCGGCCACUGUUUCCAGAGCGGGUGUUCUGUAUGUGAACCCACAAGAUUUGGGCUGGAAUCCGUACGUGGCCAGUUGGAUCGACAGAAGGCAGCAUCAAUCAGAAAAGGCCAAUUUAACGAUUCUUUUCGAUAAGUACGUGCCCGCGUGCCUGGAUAAGCUGAGGACGAGCUUCAAAACCAUCACCUCCAUUCCCGAGAGCAGCCUGGUGCAGACUAUUUGUGCUCUUCUGGAAUGUUUGCUGACUCCGGAAAAUGUACCUUCCGACAGCCCCAAAGAAGUGUACGAAGUCUAUUUCGUCUUCGCUUGUGUCUGGGCCUUCGGAGGCACCCUGCUGCAAGACCAGCUUUCUGGUCAUCAAGCUGAAUUCAGUCGGUGGUGGCACAAAGAGAUGAAAGCAGUGAAGUUUCCAUCUCAGGGAACAAUCUUCGAUUAUUACCUGGACCACAAUACUAAUAAAUUUUUGCCUUGGACGGACAAAAUCCCCACAUUUACUAUGGACCCAGAUGUCCCUCUGCAGAGGGUUCUGGUCCACACAUCAGAGACAACUCGUCUCAGAUAUUUCAUGGAGUUGUUGCUUGAGAAAGGACAACCGCUAAUGCUGGUAGGGUAUGCUGGAGUGGGAAAAACGGUCUUCGUAGGGGACAUGCUGGCGAGUCUCUCUGAGGAUUACGUGGUGUCCCGUGUGCCUUUCAACUACCACACAACGUCUGCAGCUCUGCAGAGAAUUCUUGAGAAACCUCUAGAGAAAAAAGCUGGUCGCAACUAUGGCCCGGGAGGAAAUAAAAAAUUGGUUUACUUUCUCGACGACAUGAAUAUGCCCGAAGUGGACUCAUAUGGCACCGUUCAGCCCCACACUCUGAUUCGGCAGCACCUUGAUUACGGACACUGGUAUGAUAGACAGAAGGUGAUGCUUAAAGAAAUCCACAACUGUCAGUACGUGGCCUGCAUGAACCCGACGGUGGGCAGUUUCACAAUCAACCCCAGACUCCAGAGACAUUUCACAGUGUUUGCAUUCAACUUUCCAUCCUUGGAUGCUCUAAACACCAUCUACAGCCAAAUCCUUAGUUUCCACUUCCGGCAGCAAGCGUUUGGUCCAUCAGUUCUCAGGAGCGGCCCCACACUGAUACAGGCAGCAAUCGCGGUCCAUGCGAUGAUGGCACAUCACUUCUUACCCACGGCUGUUAGAUUCCACUACCUCUUUAACAUGAGGGACCUGUCGAGCAUCUUCCAGGGGAUUUUACUUGCAUCUCCUGAAUGUCUAAAGGGUUCAAACGAUUUAAUACGCCUGUGGCUUCAUGAAUCUUCUCGUGUUUAUGGAGACAAGCUGAUAGACACAAAGGAUUGUGAUUUGUUUCAGAAAAAAUUGCUGGAAACUGCCUGUAAAUAUUUUGAAGGUGUAGACAUUCAUGUCCUGCUUCAGCAGCCCCUCAUCUAUUGCCACUUCGCCAGUGGUGGGGGAGAGCCAUGCUACCUGCCAGUGAAGGACUGGGAGGGGCUGAAGGCACUUCUCACAGAGACGUUAGACAACUACAAUGAACUGAACGCGGCCAUGCACCUCGUCUUAUUUGAAGAUGCCAUGCACCACGUGUGUCGCAUCAGCCGAAUCCUCCGGACGCCUCAGGGCUAUGCCCUCCUCAUCGGAGUGGGCGGCAGCGGCAAGCAGAGCCUGUCCCGGCUGGCGGCCCACAUGUGCAGCCUGGAGGUCUUCCAGCUCACCCUGACCCAAGGCUUUGGGGCCCAGGAACUCCGGGUGAAUCUGGCCAAUUUGUUCAUCCGAACCGGAGCCAAGAACAGGCCCACUGUGUUCCUGCUGACAGAUGCCCAGGUUCUAGAUGAGAGCUUCCUCGUGCUGAUUAAUGACUUGCUGGCAUCAGGAGACAUCCCCGAUCUCUUCAGCGAUGAAGAUGUGGACAAGAUUGUUUCUGGAAUCCGCGGUGAAGUUCGUGGUCUGGGCAUGGUGGACUCCAGAGAAAACUGUUGGCAGUUCUUUUUGGCCAGGGUGCGGCUGCAGCUCAAAAUCAUUCUGUGUUUCUCUCCCGUCGGCCACACGCUGCGAGUUCGAGCUCGGAAGUUCCCAGCCAUAGUUAACUGCACGGCUAUUGACUGGUUUCAUGCGUGGCCGCAGGAGGCUCUGGUCUCAGUCAGCAGGAGGUUCAUUGAGGAAAUCAAGGGGAUUGAGCCCCUGGACAAAGAUUCCAUUAGCUUGUUCAUGGCACACGUUCACACCAGCGUCAAUGAAAUGAGUACCAGGUAUUACCAAAAUGAGAGAAGAUACAACUAUACCACCCCAAAGAGUUUUCUAGAACAAAUAUCCCUGUUUAAGAACCUGUUGAAGAAGAAACAAAAAGAGGUAUCCCAAAGGAAAGAGCACUUGGUGAAUGGCAUUCAGAAGCUGAAAACCACAGCCUCUCAGGUGGGAGAUCUCAAAGCCAGGCUUGCCUCUCAAGAAGCCGAGUUGCAACUGAGAAAUCAGGAUACUGAAGCUCUGAUUGCCAAGAUCGGGCUUCAGACAGAGAAAGUGAGCCGGGAAAAGGCCAUCGCCGAUGCCGAGGAGCAAAAGGUGACAGCCAUUCAGACCGAAGUGUCCCAGAAACAGAAAGAGUGUGAGGCCGACUUGCUCAAGGCUGAGCCUGCUCUGGUGGCUGCAACAGCUGCACUCAACACACUCAACAGGGUCAAUCUCACUGAGCUGAAGGCCUUUCCCAACCCUCCGAACGCCGUCACCAACGUUGCCGCGGCUGUGAUGGUCCUUCUGGCUCCCCGGGGCAGGGUGCCCAAAGACCGAGGCUGGAAAGCAGCGAAAGUCUUCAUGGGAAAGGUUGAUGAUUUCUUGCAAGCGUUAAUUAACUAUGACAAAGAGCACAUUCCAGAGAACUGUCUAAAAGUGGUGAAUGAACAGUAUUUGAAAGACCCGGAGUUCAAUCCCAACCUGAUUCGGACCAAAUCUUUCGCAGCAGCGGGCCUCUGCGCCUGGGUCAUCAACAUCAUCAAGUUCUAUGAGGUCUACUGUGACGUGGAGCCCAAACGCCAAGCAUUGGCCCAAGCGAACUCAGAAUUGGCUGCAGCUACUGAGAAGCUAGACGCGCUCAGGAAAAAGCUUGUGGAUCUGGAUCGAAAUCUGAGCCGACUCACAGCUUCGUUUGAAAAAGCAAUAGCUGAGAAGGUUCGGUGCCAGGAAGAGGUGAACCAGACAAACAAAACCAUUGAACUGGCCAACAAACUUGUCAAGGAACUCGAGUCGGAGAAGAUUCGCUGGGGCCAGUCUAUAGAAUCCUUUGAAGCUCAAGAGAAGACACUCUGUGGCGAUGUUCUGCUGACGGCAGCCUUUGUGUCUUACGUUGGAUCCUUCACGAAGCAGUACCGCCAGGAACUGGUGGACUGCAAGUGGGUUCCCUUUCUUCAGCGAACGGUUUCCAUUCCAAUAACCGAAGGCCGGGAUUUGAUUGCUAUGCUGACGGACGAUGCUACCAUUGCUGCCUGGAAUAACGAAGGCCUGCCCAGUGAUAGGAUGUCAACCGAAAACGCCACAAUCCUCACACACUGUGAGCGCUGGCCCCUGCUGAUAGAUCCCCAGCAACAGGGAAUUAAGUGGAUCAAGAAUAAGUAUGGAACUGACCUGAAAGUCACACAUUUGGGCCAGAAAGGGUUUUUGAAUGCCAUUGAAGCUGCUCUGGCCUUUGGAGAUGUCAUCUUAAUUGAAAACCUUGAGGAAACGGUAGAUCCAGUCCUUGACCCACUGCUUGGCAGGAACACGAUUAGAAAAGGAAAGUAUAUCAGGAUUGGAGACAAAGAGUGUGAAUUUCACCAGAACUUCCGUCUCCUCCUCCACACAAAGCUGGCCAAUCCUCACUAUAAGCCAGAAUUGCAAGCUCAGACGACCCUCCUCAACUUCACGGUCACAGAAGACGGUCUGGAAGCCCAGCUGCUGGCAGAGGUGGUCAGCAUCGAAAGGCCGGAUUUGGAGAAGCUUAAGCUGCUCCUGACGAAGCACCAGAACGACUGUAAGAUCGAGCUGAAGUCCCUGGAGGACGACCUCCUCCUGCGCCUGUCGGCGGCCCAGGGCAGCUUCCUGGGCGACACGCGGCUGGUGGAGAGGCUGGAGGCCACGAAGGCCACGGCCGCCGAGAUAGAGCAUAAGGUGACUGAAGCUAAAGAAAAUGAAAAGAAGAUCAACGAGGCCCGAGAAUGUUACCGGCCAGUGGCCGAGAGAGCAGCUCUUCUUUAUUUUGUUAUUAACGACCUCAGAAAAAUCAACCCCGUCUAUCAGUUCUCCUUGAAGGCUUUCAGUGUGCUGUUCCACAGAGCCAUGGAGCAGGCCGACAGGGUGGAGGACACGCAGGGGCGCAUCUCAGUCCUCAUGGAGAGCAUCACCCACGCCAUCUUCCUCCACACCAGCCAGGCGCUGUUUGAGAAGGACAAGCUCACCUUCCUGUCCCAGAUGGCUUUUCAGAUUUUGUUGAGAAAGAAAGAGAUAGACCCUGAUGAAUUGGAUUUCCUGCUUCGAUUCACAGUUGAACACACUUACCUGAGUCCUGUCGACUUCCUAACUACUCAGUCAUGGAGUGCCAUUAAGGCAGUAGCCCUUAUGGAAGAAUUUCGAGGCAUAGAUAGAGACGUGGAAGGAUCUGCCAAGCAGUGGAGGAAGUGGGUGGAAUCCGAGUGUCCAGAAAAAGAAAAGUUACCGCAAGAAUGGAAGAAGAAGAGUUUAAUACAGAAGCUGAUCAUUUUGAGAGCAAUGCGCCCUGACAGGAUGACCUAUGCGCUCAGGAAUUUCGUGGAGGAAAAACUGGGUGCCAAGUAUGUGGAGAGGACCAGACUGGACUUAGUGAAAGCCCUUGAGGGAAGCAGCCCAGCCAUCCCCGUGUUCUUCAUCCUGUCUCCGGGGGUAGACGCCCUCAAAGACCUCGAGGUCCUUGGCAAAAGACUCGGGUUUACCAUCGACUCGGGAAAACUCCACAACGUGUCUCUAGGGCAAGGUCAGGAGGCAGUGGCGGAAGUGGCGCUGGAGAAGGCCUCCCAAGCAGGACACUGGGUCAUCCUCCAAAAUGUCCACUUGGUAGCCAAGUGGCUGGGAACCUUGGAGAAACUCCUUGAACGAUUCAGCCAAGGAAGCCACAGAGAUUACAGGGUUUUCAUGAGUGCCGAGACUGCACGCACACCAAGUGAACACAUCAUCCCACAGGGACUCCUGGAAAAUUCCAUCAAGAUCACUAAUGAACCCCCCACAGGAAUGCUGGCCAAUUUACAUGCUGCUCUCUACAACUUUGAUCAGGAUACGCUCGAAGUGUGCUCCAAGGAGCAGGAGUUUAAAAGCAUCCUCUUCGCCCUGUGCUAUUUCCACGCCUGUGUUGCUGGGAGGCUGAGGUUCGGCCCCCAGGGCUGGAGCCGCAGCUAUCCCUUCAGUCCCGGGGACCUCACCGUUUGUGCCGACGUCCUCUACAACUACUUAGAGGCCAACCCGAACGUCCCAUGGGAAGACCUCCGGUACCUUUUUGGUGAGAUCAUGUAUGGGGGCCACAUCACAGAUGACUGGGAUCGCCGGCUGUGUCGGGUGUAUUUAGAGGAAUUCAUGAAUCCAUCUCUGAUUGAAGAUGAGCUUCUGCUGGCACCGGGCUUUGCAGCGCCACCCAACCUAUCGGAUUACUCAGGCUACCACCAGUACGUCGAGGAGACGCUUCCUCCAGAAAGCCCCACGCUGUACGGCCUCCACCCAAACGCGGAAAUAGAGUUCCUGACAGUGACGUCCAACACUCUCUUCAGAACUUUGCUGGAGACGCAGCCCAGGAAAGCACUCGUCAGCAAGGAGCUGGAGCCGUCCACAGAAGACAAGGUGAAGAAUAUCUUGGAUGACAUCUUGGAGAAACUCCCGGAAGAGUUCAACGUGGCAGAGAUCAUGCAAAAAACCUCAGACAGAAGCCCCUACGUUCUUGUUUGCUUCCAAGAAUGUGAGAGGAUGAACCUUCUCCUACGGGAAAUCCACGUGUCGCUUCAGCAGUUAGACCUCGGUUUGAAGGGGGAGCUGACGCCGUCACCCGCUGUGGAAGCCCAGCAGUCCGCGCUGAGUUACGACAUGGUGCCAGACACGUGGAGCAAACUGGCUUACCCAUCUACCUACGGCCUGGCCCAGUGGUUUAAUGACCUCCUCUUGCGAUGCCGAGAACUGGACACCUGGACACAAGAUCUCGCCCUCCCGGCUGUGGUGUGGCUUUCUGGCCUCUUCAACCCUCAGUCCUUCUUAACUGCAAUCAUGCAGACCAUGGCUCGAAAAAACGCGUGGCCACUGGAGAAAAUGUGCCUGACGGUCGACGUGACCAAAAAAACCAAGGAAGACUAUGGCCACCCCCCAAGGGAAGGCGCCUAUCUGCACGGGCUCUUCAUGGAAGGUGCGAGAUGGGACACCCAGUCCGGAACCAUUGCUGAAGCCCGCCUCAAGGAGCUGACAUCGGCGAUGCCAGUCAUCUUUGCAAAAGCCAUGCCCACGGACAGACAGGAAACCAAACACACCUAUGAGUGCCCUGUGUACAGAACCAAAAUGAGGGGCCCCAACUACAUCUGGACCUUCAGGUUGAGGAGCAAAGAGAAGACGGCCAAGUGGGUCCUGGCAGGCGUGGCUCUGCUGCUGGAGGCGUAG